Molecule: messenger RNA, 1203 nt
Organism: Durusdinium trenchii
Lineage: Eukaryota; Dinophyceae; Suessiales; Symbiodiniaceae
Source: the annotation of a GenBank genome assembly
AUGCUUCAAAAGGGCCAGUUACUGGUCUUUGUCAAAUCCAUUGCUAGCGCAGAAGAGCUUUCCCAGAAUUUCCAAGACUUUCUUGGGAAGAAGACGGAAUUCCUUCAUGGAGAUCUGGAUCAAGGUGAACGCAUGCGAAUCCUGAAGAAUGUGCGGAAGCGAGUGGUUGAUGUGCUUAUUGCCACAGACGUUGCUGCCAGAGGUCUUGACUUACCUAGCAUUUUCACUGUGGUCUCCUACGAUGCUGCUCGUGAUAUUGAAACGCAUACACAUCGCAUAGGCCGCACGGGGCGCGCCGGUGCAGAGGGGCAGGCCUACACUCUCCUCACCAACGAUGAUCAGAACAAGAAGAUGGCUGCUCUAUUGGUUGAAAACUUGGAGCAAGCCAAGCAGGUUGUUCCCGAGGAUUUGAAGGGUCUGGCGAUGAAGUACGGCCCGUUUCGAGCAGCGAAGCUAGAGGGGCGAAGUUUUCUUGGCAAGAAGAAAGGUGGAAAGGAGCUCGCCAAGCGGUUGGACAAAGAAGCCGACCAGUUGGCAGAGUUGGGAGCCUUUCGAAUGCAAGGUCAAGUGCUUGCCAAUGCCCAUAUGCAUGCUGCAGGUAUCCAUGUUCCUCCGGUUGCAGCGCCAGUGCCUGCUGCAGCUCCGGCACCUGUGGUGCCCUUGCCAGGGGCUCUGGGGGAGGCUGGGCCUUACAAGAAAGGAGAUGUGGUGGCUCGGGAACCCACAGCCCUGCCCGCUGGAUCGGUUCACAUUGGCGAGCGAGGAGUGGUUCCUGCAGGUGUUGGGAGCAUCUUAGUGAAGAAGCACUGGAUGCGGACCUCAGACAUUCCCAGAGGAGAUCGCUCCACCUAUGAGCAUGAGUGCCUGUCUCGAAUCUUGGAGAGCAUGGUGAUGGUCGACCAGCUGAACGCUCCAGCCCUGCAGUCAGCUGAAUUGUUGCGCCGCAGGCUUCAAGUGAUCAGAGAAGCCCACCGCAUUUCGCCUGGACAGCCUGACUACAGUGCAUCUGAUGUGAUGAUGGGUUGGAAGUACAGGCGCAGUGGACAAGGCAUUGACUCUACAUUGGCUGCACAUGUGGCAAAUGAGUUGAAAGCUGAGGCAGCCAUCGCGAAGGAGGCCAGAAAAGCUCGUGAGGAGCAAGCAGCCCGCCGUAAAGGUCGCAACCCGAAGAAAGGCGCGGCCGAAGGCGGGGGGGAAGGAUGA